Messenger RNA from Paramecium sonneborni, 962 nucleotides. Lineage: Eukaryota; Ciliophora; Oligohymenophorea; Peniculida; Parameciidae. The record is from the annotation of a GenBank genome assembly.
AUGAGUUAAGAUUCACAAAAUUUCUUUUAACAUAUGUAUUCAAAAGCUGGAAAAUCAAGCUAAUAAAUAUUUGCUCAUUUAUUAGGAAAAGCUAGCAAAGCUUAAUCUAUAUAUAAAGUAAGUGAUUUAUACACGAUAACACCUAAUUAAUCUCCUAAAAAAUCAAUAAAACAAUAACCAUUUAGUUUGGGUUUAUCAAGAGAAUAUUUACAUAAAUUAUAGAAUUAAGGAAAACCUAAUUUUGCUAUUGGAGUUUACAAUCCAAAAUAUUCAGUUAUAUAGAAGUAAAAUAUUGAUCAAUUAAGAAAGUCUGAUUUAGGUGGUAAAUUUGCAGUAGAACAUAAAAGUAUAAUAAAAUAAGGCAAUGAGUCUUCAAUUUCAAUUGAUUUAAGCAAAAAUUAAUUUAAAAGAACAAAAGGAUUUGUAGAUCUUAAGAGACAAUUAUCCAGAGAGUAAUCUAAUAGAUAAUAAAAUAUUUCUUAAAAUGCUACAUUAAACUAGUUUUUGUCUCUAAAUAGAAAUUCGAUUAGAGCGUAUAAUGCUAAUUAUAUCAUAAAUUUAGAAGACCUCGAAGUGCACAUUUUAAAGGUUCUGGACAUUCAUUAAAUAUUAAUAAAUACAGUUGUUUUUAAUCUUUUUAUGAUGCUGAUUAUGAAUUUGGAAAGAGAAAAGUAAGUUUUGCUGGAACAAGUUUUGAAAAGUAAACAAUUAGAAAAUCUAUAACGAAUAAAUCAAUUUGCUUAAGAGAACAAUCAAUAUAUCAAUAUGAUUAAUUUUCAAAUAAAAAUUCAAUUGUUUAUCCAAAUACAAAAAAUAUAAUGAUUGAUUUUAAGAAAAUAUUAGGUAGAACAUAUUAAAAUGAAAAAAGUAUACCUGGACAUAUGUCAAAAACAAAUAGAAGUAGAAUUAUGAUUGAUAAAUUUAAUUAAAAAAUCUUAGAACUUAAUUCAUCAGCUCAAUGA